Molecule: messenger RNA, 839 nt
Organism: Suillus subaureus
Lineage: Eukaryota; Fungi; Basidiomycota; Agaricomycetes; Boletales; Suillaceae
Exons: 1
Coding region: 365-820 (151 amino acids)
Source: RefSeq, a predicted model, not a curated record
CGAGGAAGACAGACUCGACGUGCAACGGCACAGUAGAAAACAUUGCUGUAAACGCGUCUGCGUUGCGCCAUGUUAUCGACCAGCAAUUUAUGAGUCAUCCCAGCGGUCUGACGCAUCUCGACAUUUGCACUGACAACUGCGCCAUCCCUAAGGUUAACAAGAAUUAGCCAGUCACGGUGCCAGCUCAACAUACUUUAAGCUCCAGAAUCCAUCGACUUUUCUGUCUUCUUCCGUUAAUCAUUCAGUGACAAUAGGAUUGGACCGACGUAGGAAUCAACUACCAACACUGGGACUCUUGGGGAAUUAUUAGUUACAGCCCCAACAUUUUUGACUCAAUCAAACACGUCUCUCGUCCAUUUUACCGAUGUCGGUAUAUGACUCGCACAACGCAUGUCGCACCACUGUCCACAUUCCUUGGAUGAAAACCACUGGCACAGAGGACACUGAUAAUAUUAGCGUCACCGAACGCAGUCACCCCACGUGUCCGCUCGCAGCCCUCGUUCUCCAUCUCGAAAGUCAUCUAAACAUACCUUUUCACGCCUCUUUCUUUUCAUUUGAAACUCGCAUUCUGCAUUGGUGGUGCCACGGAAUUGCUUCUCGAGGGGGUUCAUCCGGACUUGGUUGCUACGCAAGGACGCUGGAAGUCACGCGUUCCUCGACUAUUGGCCAAUUUUGCCCCUGUUCAUCUCCACAGCCAUUGAUUCUCCAAUUGCUAUCACUCGCUUACAAUCCGUCAUGCACGAUUUCCACACUCAUGCUUCAUCUCGCAUAUAAUCCCCACUCUUGCUCACUGGAUGUAUUAUGUACCUCUCUACUGUGAAUGUCAUACUUCAUUGUCU